Adineta steineri is the source of this 3057-nucleotide messenger RNA. NCBI's taxonomy places the organism in Eukaryota, Metazoa, Rotifera, Eurotatoria, Adinetida, Adinetidae. The record is from the annotation of a GenBank genome assembly.
AUGGGAUCGGCCUCAUGCAAGAAUCCAAAAUCAUCGGAACAAAACCAAAAAAAAGACGAUAUCAAGAACAUUACUAUUGGUGUAUUUGGUCUUGAUAAUGCUGGAAAAACAUCAACAGUUAAAGCAAUUGAAGGAGCUCCUACUAAAAAUGUUGAACCAACAAUGAGCUCUGACACAUCAACGGUACCAUUUCCAGGAGCAACAAAAGGAAAUAAUAAAUCUCAGGAACGUAUAAAAAUAAUUGAUGUAAGUGGUAGUCAAAAAUUUCGUGAGCGAUCAUGGUCAGAAUUUUAUGAUCAAAUUCAUGGUUUCAUAUUUGUUAUUGAUGCAAGUGAAAGGAAACGAAUCAUAGAAAAUAAACAUACACUUGAAGAUUUACUUGAUAAUGAGAAACUUAAAAAUAAACCAAUUCUUAUUUUGGCUAAUAAACAAGAUCGUAAAGGUGCUAUUGAUGAUGAAGAUGUGCUUAAAGAAAAACUUGAAAUUGAAAAAUUAAAAGCAAAACAUAAAAUUAAUUUUUGUACAGCUUUACCAAUUGAUAAAAACAAAGCUGAUGAACAUAUUCGAGAUGGAUUUUCAUGGUUAAUAAAAGAAAUUGAUACUAAUUAUACAGAAUUAAAUUCACGUGUUAAGAAUACAAAAAAAGCUACGCCUCCAAAACCAACAGAAAGAAAACCUCAAAGAAAUCCAAGAUCCAGUGUAUCAAAUAGUGAUGAUGAAGUUGUAUAUGCAGGAGGUCGAACCAAAUCUCCAGCAUUAACUCCAAAGCAUCGAGAUUUUCGUUCAUCAAAUAAUUUAAGUAUGUUACCAGCUGCAGCUUUGAAUAAACCUAAAACCAAAACAUCUGGAUACGACACAUAUAGUGAAGGUGAAAAUGAUGAUUAUAAUAAAAAACGUUUAGGUUCACGUCCAAAUAUUUCAUCUUCUCCUCCUCCUCCCGAAUCUGAUCGUAAUCGUCCAUUAAAUGUAACAAGUUUAGCAUCAACAAGUGGUUUUAAUAAGAAAAAGAAAGUUAUUGGUGCUAGUAAUACUAGUAAUAUUGACCAACUAAUUAAAAAACCAAGUACUAACGAACCUAAAUCAUUUCGAUCCUCAUAUGAACCAUUUCCAGAGGAAGCACCAUGGUCAUCUUCAAUGAUAAAAACAACAAAACAUGAUGAAAAUAUGCCGCCAAAACCAUAUUCGAAAUUACCGCUAACUGGUGAUCCAAUGAAACGUAAUCUAAGUCCUCUCGUACAUGAUACAAAACCUUAUUCUAAAAGUCCUAUAUCAAAAAAUGACUUCGGCAGUGAUGAUGAUGAUUUAUAUAAAAAAGAAAAACCCAAACCAUCAUAUCCGCCAAUUAAUCGAUUUAAAGAUAAUGAUAAUCUAAAAUAUCCUUCAUCAACUGUGAGUAGACCAACAUCAGGUAGAUUUAAUGCUAAUCGCGAUGAUGAUGAUGUGAAACUUGAUAAUACUCUUCGUCGUUCUAAUUUUACAACUCCAACUAAAGACCCAUAUAAACCAUAUGAUAAUAGUGAUGAUGAAAAGAGUUAUACAAAGAAAACACCAUACAAACCAACGAAAACCUUCGAUCCUGAUGAAGAUCUCAGGAGUAAUGAUAAGAAUAAACCUUAUCAAUCAUCAUUAGAUCGUUUCAAGCCUAACAAUGAUUAUUAUGGAACAACAUCCAAGCCAUUACCAUCUUCAACAACAACAGGAUUACGGUCAAGAUAUGACGAAGAUAAAUUUUCAUCACCAAUAAAUCCAGUAAAUCGUUCGAGAUUUGGUAAUGAUGAUUAUUCGUCACCAUUAUCGAAACCAAAAGUACGCACAACAUCUGACGAUGAUGAUGAUCGUCCAUCAUCUACAUCGAAAUUCAACACACAAUCCAAAUAUGAUAAUAAUUAUAAAUCUCAAUCGAAACCGAUAGUAUCUUCGAAAUAUGACGAUGAUGAUGAUGAUCUUCCAUCGUCAACAACGAAAUUAGGAACUACUUCAAAAUAUGGUUAUGAUAAUACUAUGUCCUCAAAACCAACAACACGUUUGAAACAAGAUGACUAUGAUCGACCAUCUUCCCCAGCGAGAUUAGCAACACGAUCUAAAUACGAUGAUGAUAAUCGAUCAGUUUCACCUAUGACAUCAGCGUCACGUUCAAAAUAUGGUGAUGAAAAUCGAUUUUCUCCAUCUGUGAAACCAAUUACUCGUUCAAAGUUUAGUGAUGAUGAUGACGAUCUUCCUAAAUAUCCUACAAAAGUACCACCUAAAUCCAAAUUUGACGAUGAUGAUGAUGAUCGGCCAAAACUAUCUUCAAAAGUACCACCAUCUCGUUCGAAGUAUGGUGAUGAUGAUGAUGAUCUUCCUAAAUAUCCUACAAAAGUGCCACCUAGAUCAAAAUAUGAAGAUGAUGAUGAUCGACCAAAAUUAUCUUCAAAAGUGCCACUGUCUCGUUCGAAGUAUAGUGACGACGACGAUCUUCCUAAAUAUCCUACAAAAGUACCAUCCAGAUCCAAAUUUGACGAUGAUGAUGAUCUUCCUAGAAAUACGUCAAAACCACCAUCUAGAUCAAAAUACGAAGACGAUGAUGAUGAUCGACCGAAACUAUCUUCGAAAGUACCACCAUCUCGUUCGAAGUAUAGUGAUGACGACGAUCUUCCUAAAUAUCCUACAAAAGUAUCAUCUAGAUCAAAAUAUGAAGAUGAUGAUGAUGAUCGACCAAAAUUAUCUUCGAAGGUACCAUCUCGUUCGAAGUUUGAUGAUGAUGAUGAUCUUCCUAGAAAUUCUUCAAAAGCGCCAACUAGAUCAAAAUAUGAAGACGAUGAUGAUGAUGAUCGGCCAAAACUAUCUUCGAAAGUACCAUCUCGUUCGAAGUUUGAUGAUGAUGAUGAUCUUCCUAAAUAUUCUUCAAAAGCACCAUCUAGCUCAAAAUUUGAAGAUGACGAUUAUAACAAUGGUGGAAGUGCACGAUCUCGUUUUGCAAACAACACUUCUGAUUCAUCAAGAAAUGGAACAAAUAAUACUCGAAUUGGAUCAGCUGCAACUAAUCGAUUUCGAACGAAUGCCAAUUCUGACUAUUAA